Molecule: messenger RNA, 17702 nt
Organism: Podarcis lilfordi (Lilford's wall lizard)
Lineage: Eukaryota; Metazoa; Chordata; Lepidosauria; Squamata; Lacertidae
Source: the annotation of a GenBank genome assembly
AGGAAGCCUCUCCCCAUGCUUGGCUUGGCCAAGUUGCAGAAAAGGGAAGGAGAAGCUGGUGUCCCUGACUGAGCUGUCCAGGCUCCUCACACGUUUUCCUUGGGGCUGAUCUCUCCACCGUGACACCAACAUGGAUCCAGCUGUUGCCUUCCUCUUCCUCGUCUUCACCUUCCAAGCUACAAGUGAGUAAAAUCCAGGUGACUCUCUGUUAAACUCCCUCUCUCUGUGUGUGUUCCAUAAUGCAAUGCCCUUGCUGCCUCUUGCACAAGCAAGCAAUGUGUGUGGAGGUAUAGGGCUCCCUGCUUAUUUCACAUUUAUCCCCAGUUGCUCACAGAGAUGUUAGACAAUAUCCAGUCUUUAUUGCGGAAAUUUUCCAGGUUGUUUUCAGAGAGGUUAUUUGACAAUGAGCUUCAGGCAGAUUUGCUUACAGGGUGUUUAUCCGUCUUCCCAAUGGGCAUUUGUUCAUUCCACAACCAGGAAAUAGGCAAUUUCCUUUUAAAGGUGUAUUUGCUGGGUGAGGGUGAACUAUGAUAUCCCAUUUGUAUCUCACCUUUUCACUCCAAAGAGCUCAAGGCGCCCAAAAAACAAAAAACCCCAACCCCUUCUGAUGAGCACUUAACAAAAAGGACGAAAUCGUGGCUGGUUAACUGCAACCACGGAAUCAUGGGCGGGACAUUUUCUCAGAAGCGUUGAAAAUAAAUAUCUGGUUAUUAUGGGGUGCUGAAGGGCGCAAUGAGUUGUUGGCUUUUGGUUUUGGUUUUUAAGCACACGUUCUGUAGACUCAUAGAACUGUAGAGAUGGACAAGACCCGACGGGUCACCCAGUCCGGCCCCUGCAAUGCAAAGAUCACAGAAUCUGUGCCCAGAGGUGGAAUUAGGUGGGCUUGUGAGUCCAGAAGGUGCUGGGGUCCCUUUGUCACUGCAAAUCACCCUGCUAUGCAAACAGCCCCAGCCCCAGAGAAUUGUUGUAGCAGCAGACUAGAAAGGGGAGAUUUUGGGGGCGGGAGGAGAACCAGGAUUGCUGGUUCCCCAAGGUCUCAUCUCUUGCCUUUGCCUGUAGCCUGAUGGAAAAGCUGCAAAUUGGGGUUCUGGCCUUACGAUGCUCGUGCCCACUGUGUUAUCAUGAUGAUGAUGAUGAUGAUGAUGAUGAUUUUUUAUUUAUACCCCGCCCAUCUGGCUGGGUUUCCCCAGCCACUCUGGGCGGCUUCCAACAGAAUAUUAAAAUACAAUAGUCUAUUAAACAUUAAAAGCUUCCCUAAACAGGGCUGCCUUCAGAUGUCUUCUAAAAGUCUGGUAGUUGUGUUUCUCUUUGACAUCUGGUGGGAGGGCAUUCCACAGGGCGGGCGCCACCACUGAGAAGGCCCUCUGCCUGGUUCCCUGUAACUUGGCUUCUCGCAGCAAGGGAACCACCAGAAGGCCCUUGGAGCUGGACCUCAGUGUCUGGGCAGAACGAUGGGGGUGGAGACGCUCCUUCAGGUAUACUGGGCCUUUGAGGCCUUUUAGGGCUUUCAAGGUCAGCACCAACACUUUGAAUUGUGCUUCUGGCGGUUCCCUGGCUGUGAGAAGCCAAGUUACAGGGAACCAGGCAGAGGUCCUCCUUGAUGGUGGUGCCUGUCCUGUGGAAAGCCCUAAAAAUAAAUUAUUAUUAUUAUUAUUAUUAUUAUUAUUAUUAUUAUUAUUAUUGGUUCUGAGUGGCAUUUGGCCACUGCAAAGCAGGAAGGCUUCACUGGCUGGGACCCUUCUUAGGUCCUGGUGGAACCUCCAGGUCCAGAGGCAGUCUAUCAAGAUUUCUAGGUCUUAAGGGCUUUUGCAAGGCCACCGUGAGAACAGGAGGCUUGCUUUGAUGGGCCCCCUUGGGCCUGAUCCAGCUUCUGGGCUCUGGAUUCAACCUGGAUUCUGAGGAGAUGUUCCUCAUGGUUGUUUUUAGGAGUAAGAGGAACUGAUCUGGAAAGAUUUGGCAAUCGGGUUUGGGUGUGUGCCUGUAAAACAAGCAAGGUCAUCCCCAUUAAUUGCUCAAGAAGUAUUGUGUCAGCUAGUGGCAUUUUGAGAGAAGCAUAACUUGACCGGGUGGUGGGAGACAACAACACGAAGCAUCCUCUGUGGGUGUCAGACAGAUGUGAACAACAGAACAUCCCAGCGUCAGCGGCACCAGGACCUGCUAGUCCCACCUCUUGUCCCCACAGCGGCCAGAGGGCUCUAAGAACCUAGGACCAGUGCUUUUUCUGGGGGUACCCAGGGUAUACGUACCCCUAAACAUUUUGUGAAUCUUUGUGCUUUUGUCCAUUUAUUGUAUUUAUUUUUCCUGACGUGAACUUUAAAAAGGUGAUUUUCUUGAAUCAAAAUGAGAGCACCCCUAAACAUUUUUUUAGGGCGGGGGAAGCACUGCCUAGGACUCUAGAGAGACUGCUUCUGGGCCUGGGGCCAGAAGAGGUUGGCUUCUGGAUCAGGCCAAAGGGGGCGCAUCUGGUUCUCACAGUGUCCAGCCAGGAGCCCCAAACUGGGAAGCCCAGAAGCGUAACUGCAGCAACCCCCUUGCAAUUCCCAGCAGAUGAUAUUCCCAGGUAUACUGCCUCCAACAGGGGGAGGAGGAGACUAGGAGCCGUUGAUGCUCUCUGUUGGCAUGCAGCCAAGGAAAGGGGGGCAAUUGGCAGGCCCCCAGCUGGCUCCAGACGAUCUCCAGUCCUUGGUGCAGCAUCAGUGACCUGAGCUGCAGAAGCUGGGGCAGGCUACUCAGCAGAGUAAACAUUGCACAACAGAAGUGGCAGAAGUUGUGUGAGCAUAUUUGCAAACAGUUUAUUCAGCAUGCAGCAGGACAAAAGGAAAACAUGUCCAAUCUCCUUGGUGUACAAGCAAGACAGCAAAAGCAAAAGCUAUACACAUACAGAAGUUCCCAGCAAGCUGUGCUGGAGUGUAAACAGACAUGUGACAUGCAACAAUUCCACACGUCUGUUCUGAAGGUGGAACGGAAUAUCCUCACACUAUCCUCCAUUUAUGAGAGCCCUGCCUGUGUGCAGGAUUGCAGGUUAAAAGUAUAGGGACCCCUGACCAUUAGGUCCAGUCGUGACCGACUCUGGGGUUGUGGCACUCAUCUCGAUUUAUUGGCCGAGAGAGCCGGCAUACAGCUUCCGGGUCAUGUGGCCAGCAGGACUAAGCAGCUUCUGGCCAACCAGAGCGGCACAUGGAAAUGCCGUUUACCUUCCCGCUGGAGCGAUACCUAUUUAUCUACUUGCACUUUGACCUGCUUUCGAACUGCCAGGUUGGCAGGAGCAGGGACCGAGCAAUGGGAGCUCACCCCGUCGCCGAGAUUCCAACCGCCGACCUUCUGAUCGGCAAGUCCUAGGCUCUGUGGUUUAACCCACAGCGCCACCCGCGUCCCAUGUUCCCCGGACUCUCGCCUGGCGCCCUCCAGUGUCCUGGUGUCCCGCGCCACUAGCCUCAAUGGGUAAGAUGGGCCCGUCUUCAAAUAUCUCAAGGGCUGCCCCACGGAAAUCAAAGCGGGCUUGUUCUCUCCAGAAGGCAGGACCCAAACCAAGAGAUUCAAAUAGCAAGGCAGGAGACUCCAAUUAAGCAUUAGGAAGAAUUUUCUGAGGGCAGGAGCUGCCCAACAGUGGAACAAAUUCCCUCAUUGAGCUCUCCUUCCUUGGAGGUUUCUAAGCAGAGGAUGGACAGCCGUCUGUCAUCACAUGGAUGCUUUAGAUGUGAUUCCUGCUUGCUGGGAUUUGGACCAGAAGACCCUCAUAGCCCCUAUGAUUCAACCAUUCUAUGAAAGGGGUGUGAGGAGAUGGGGGACUUGGCUGUGCCCCCUGGAUUUCCCCCUAACUCCUCCCCAUUUUGAAACGGCUUAUCAGCUCAUGUGCCUCCCCCCUCAGUUGCUUUGCAAGCCUAUCUAACGUCCGACCCCCACUGCCCCCCCAAAACCCAGGUUGCUGAAACACUCUGGUCAAUGUCUCAACCUGGUUCCUGUUGAUGGCGCGUGAAUCUCAUCCUCUCCAAAUUCACUUUCUUCCCUCUUCUCUCUCUCCUCUCCAAGGCGCAGACAGUCCUGCAGCGACCCACGCUGAAUUAGGCCCCAAAUAUGUGGGGCACUCAGUCAGUCUUCCUGUUGUGAUUCCAAAAGGGACCAUUUUCUCGGGUCUCUUAUUGAGGUCUGUCGGCCCACCCAGCAAGGCCGUCGCUAUGUGGGAGCAAGGGAAGCCCAUCACGGUCCUAGACCCAAGAUAUUCCGAAAGGGUGUCUUUCCUGGAGGAGGAACCUGCCUUCCAAAUCCAUAACCUCACCUUGGAAGACGGAGGAGGCUAUGACAUUUCGACGUUCACCCAGGAAGGCUCCAAGACGCUGAACCGCUACACGCUCUUCGUCUUCCGUAAGUAACUUCUAAGAACUGCAAAUUCAAGCGCCUCCCAUGCACAUUUGAAGCACCCGCCCCCAAGAAUCCCGGGAACCACAGUUCCCCACCCAGAGAGCUACAUUGAAUGAACUACGGUUCCCAGGAUUCUUGGAGCGGGAAGUUAUGCACUCUGUACGAGUUAUAGAUGUAUUUAUUUAUUUCAUUAUUUCAUAUGUACACCACUUGAUUAUUUUUAAAAAAUGACAAGGAAAUCAAGGAAAAAUCACAGCAAUACUUUAAAACAUACAAAAGUUAAAAUACUAAAGCAGAUAGGUUCAUAAAUGUAUGGUAGGGCUGUGGCCUUAGUUCAAGGCAGAGAAUUUGAACUUAAUAGUAAAAGGGCACAGGCUGCUAUCAGCUCAAAGAAGAAUGCCUGACUGGCAUGUUCUCUCCCUCCUGCUCAUUCGUUCGGGAGCUUCAAAAGUUUUCUUCAGCCUGAACAUCACAGCGACCGAUGCCAACCAACACCGGCACACUUAGGGAUCCGCAGAGUUUGUGCAUUUCGCAUAACAGAGCUCAGCAACUCAGCAUUUUGGCUAAUCUACUUUAUUUACAUAUCAACACACACAGAGCACUGCAACAUGGCUCCCUCUCUCUCUAGCAUCAGACAGCAAAGAGAAAAGGGACAAAGGACAAUAGUCCCACUUCACGGAACACAGUAACACAAACAUCCUGUCUCCGUCACGUCCCACUCGGUGGAGUCAAAACAUACACCGUCAUGUGAAAGACAACAAUCCCAUGACUGCAAUCAUGCAGCAGGGAUCCUAACACCCCCGCAGAGCAGGCUCUCCAAGGGGGGGGGGCAUCUGGCAAGGAUGCUUUAGCAGUGAUCGCUGCAUUGCAGGAAGUUAGACUACGUGACCCUUGGAAACUCUACGAUUCUGUGACUAAUCAAAGCCGUGUCUGGCAGCUACUAAGUUCAGGAGUUUUCCAAGAAAUUGUCAGUUCCUCAAUCAAGAAGUUACACCAAACUCGAGAAGGGAAGAAAGUUGGGUGGCUGCUUUUACUUUUAAAUGUUGCAACAGCAGCUAAAAUUAUCCUUCUUCAGCAGAUCUUAUUUGCUAGAUGCAACCGUCAAACUUUGAAGCAAAGUGAGGGCAGGCACCUGAUUGCUUGCUUGGCAAGAACAUAUGUAACCUCGGCAAAGGAAAAGGGUCAAAAUAUCCUGGUUGUCAGGCUGCAGUUCAGUGGUAGAGCAGGCCCUUCAUGUCCAGACGGCCCCAGGUUCCCUCCUCCAUGGCAUCUUGGGGGGAAAGACUCCUGCCUGAAAUGUUGAAAAGUGUUGAGUGACCACUCUCAGUGAGGUGUCUUCACCCUUUCCAGACCCAGGACUUGUGAGAAUACUGUGGAUAGCAGGAGAGGAUAUAUUGGUUCUAUAUUAUCCUUCCUCACGCACGCUAGUGAGUCAGAAGCAGAGUACAUUCCCCACUAUAUAGCAGGGAGCCAGUUGGUAGAUUCAUUUGAAUCUCUGUUGUUCCUGGUAAAUUCCUGGUGUUUUGUUUUUCCUGGUAAAUUCCCCUUUUAUUCCCUCUUAAAAAGAAUAAAGACACAAGGGUCUUCCCUUAAAAGUAACAAGGUUUACUCACAUUCAGUUCACGGUAUGAUCCUGAAGGCAGGCUUUAGCUUGUAGUUACAGAUACAGAGAAAGGUGUGGAUUCAUCCUCUUGUGAGGAAUGAGCCCAUGCGCUGCUGGCUGAGAACCAGCAGACAGCAAAAGCGUCCAGAGAAGGAGAAGGGUCUCAAGGGAGCAGAUGGCUGCAGAACCGGUCCUUUUAUGGGGUCUGCCAGGGUCACGCCCAUCUACCUGUUCACACGCAGAGGGAGGAUGCUCCAGACCAGGUGUCACAGGAAGUUAUACUGGCUAGAGUAACACCCCCCUGCGCGUCCCCUCUGGGCAAACAGGAAAUGUUGAACUUGACUGCUACGGUGAUGUUACAUCCCACAGGACCCCCUUUACAGCUAACAUGCACCUGGGGACCCAUUUCCUUAAGCCUUUUACAAGACCUUGUACGACUCAUGCAACACGUUGGCGGCUAAUAUACACACAAUAAUUACCAAAAUGAUUAUGCAUUCUUUAUCAGUCUUCUGAGAAAAAUGCAAGACCUUAUGCAAAGCCACAGAGACUUGCGAACUACCCAGCCUAAGAUGAACUUAUAAUGUCUGAUUUCAAUAGAUUUUUCAAGUGCUUAGCUCAGUCUUUUGUUUUCUUUAUCUUCGCAAUACCGAGAGAUGCCAGUGAAGCUGUAGAUAGAUGUUAAUGAAGUUGCAGACAUUAACAUCUAUCUACAACUUCACUAGCAUCUCUCAGUAUUGUGAACAACACCGAACUUACCUUUUGUUGGUAUCUUCAUGAACUUACCUAAAAAGAUAAAGAAAACAAAAGACUGAGCAAAGCACUUGAAAAAUCUAUUGAAAUCAGACAUUAUAGGUUCAUCUUAGGCUGGGUAGUUCGCAAGUCUCUGUGGCUUUGCAGAAGGUCUUGUAUUUUUUUCAGAAGAUUGAUAAAGAAUGCAUAAUCAUUUUGGUAACUAUUGUGUGUAUAUUAGCAGCCAACGUAUUGCACAGUCGUACUACUCCUAUCAGCAGCACAGGUGGCAUUUUUCUAGCGUUAUUGUUUUUGCCAAACCUUGGCAGAGCCCACGCUGGAUCUGGCCACGACCUGUCUCUGAGUCCGCCACCUUCCCGGGGAGUCUGUUCCACAGUCAAGCCGCUCUUCGCACCAGGAACUUCCUAAUGUUUAGUCUGGAUCUCCUUUCCUGAGAUUUGAAUCCGUUGGUUCGGGCCCUGCCCUCUGGGGCGGCAGGUUGCAGGCUGGCUCCACCUUCCGAGAGUGGAAGAUGGCUGUGAUUUCCUGACCCUGUCCCUUGACCCUGUCUCUUGCCCACCCCUUCUCUCCCUCCCGUUUCAGACAUCAACAUCACGGGAGAAAGGUUGGCCAACAGCUCCUGCAAGCUCAGUUUGCUGUGUGAGGCUGGAGCUGGAGCCAAAGUUCGGGUGACCUACUCCUGGAAGAAUACAAAAACAGGGGACACGGCUUCUGCUGACGCCAGGCUGCAUCUCACCUUGAACCCCAAGAGCAAAGAUGACUCUUACACCUGCUCCGCGCAGGCCUUGGGGACCCAGAAAGCUUGGGAGGUCUUGCCCUAUGCUUCGUGCCCAAAAUCUGCAGCUGCAGGUGAGUAAUAUUUCGAUUUAUUUCCCGCCCGUUGCCAUCACGUCCUGCCACUCAAUAUUGCAGUGGCUCAGAAGACCAAAGACGGGCGCCGUAACCUGUGGUCAGUCAGUCCGUUUUAUUGCACAUAGCCAAAGGCUGCCACAAUGUACACUGGAUCAUUCAACAAUUAAAAGAAAAUAUGCUGGAUUAAUGCAAAAAACUUAAAACAUUUCUGUUAUCAAGACAUUACCUAUUCUAAACAGAGCUAUAAAAGUACCUUAAUUAUAUACAGGUUAAGACAUUAAACAAUAAAAAUUUAUAGACUAAAAUCACCACACAGCCACUAAUAUAUUAAAAAAUAAUGUUAAUUAAUACAAUGUGCAAUCAUAUUCGGAGUUUGGUGAUAAAGAUAGAAUAUAGCUUGAUGUAGGUAGGGUCAAAUAAAUUCAUCUCCUUUACAGUUGGUGGCUAUAUAAUUUGCUCUAAUUUUCCUAGCGGCAGUUGCAAAGAGUGCUACACGCCAGGUCACAUACUUAUCUAUGUCUGCGAGGAGAUAUAAAAUCACGUCAGAGGGGUUCUGGCCAGGGGACCUUGUCAUUAUAGGUGCUAAAAAUCGUUCUCCUGCUUCAUUAUAUAAGGGGCAGUGCAAGAGAUAAUGCAUAAGGUCCUCAGGACAUCCCCUAAUGCAAACACGUUCGUUUGUUAGUAUGCUUCUGUGUCUUCCAUCUCUAUAAGCAGAGUUUAUGUAUUUAAUUGUAAAGUCAGUUAAUUGAAAUAAGGUGUAUGUUCGUGGGCCUCUCUAAGUCUGAAAUAUAAUGAGGCGCAUGUGGAUGUGUACAUAGAGUUUAGGUCGUUUUUAGUUGCCACUGCCCUUAUGGUUCAUUAGACAAUAUUUUUCUGGGAAUAUAAGGGAAGUUCUUUGAUCUCAGUCACUGAGAGGUCCUAUCUGCCCAUCAGUUGGGCAGCGUGAUGUACCCAGUUUUUAAGGGGUAAUCCAUUCGAGACCGUAGCCUGUGAUAGAAAGGACAGGAGGUCACCUUCGAAAGGAUGUUGCAGAGUUGGGGAAAAGUUCAGAAAAGGGCAGGAAGAAGGGUCACCAGGAUGGAGCAUCUCCCCUGUGAGCAAUGGUCGCAGCGUUUGGGGCUUUUUAGAUUAGAGGAAAGGGGGGUGAAUAAAACGAGGCACAGCCUUGAGAAAGUGGUAGAGAAAAGCUUUUAUCCCUCUUUCAUAGUUGAUGGGCGUCUGAUGAGGCUGGAUGUUGGAAGAUUUAGGACAGAAAAAAGGAAGGACUUCUUCAAGCAGCGCAUUGUUAAUGUCAGUUUGCAUUUCUUAGUGCAAAAAAAUAUUGAUCUGAUGCACUGAUCUUUCCUAUUCUAUUAUAAUUCAUUCAAGAGGGCUCUGGAAGGAUCUUUGUGUGAAAGAAGCAAGCAGAAGGUUCAUGAGGUUUGGGUUAUUCCUUCAGAGAAGCUGAGCACAGCUGGCUUAGACUGGUUCUGUUAUCUCUUUCUGUCAAGGUCAUGCUGAUUAUAAUAAUAAUAAGGCCCGGAGGAGCCGGGGCUUCACUUUCUGUCUCUCUUUCCUUCUGGUGUGGUGUUCUGAACAAAGUGUUAAGGCUUAGUCUUAUUCUAAGUUACUGUCAGCUUAAGUUAAACCUGCUGCAACUGGAUUUCUUAUGGGUAGUGCCAAUCCUGAAUGUACAGUGGACUCGGGUUGCAAACGUGAUCCAUGCGGGAUGCACAUUCACAACCCACAGCAUCCGCAACCUGCAGUGCCGCGUCUGCGCAUGCGCGGGUCACGAUUCAGCGCAUGCGCAAGCGCCGAAACCUGGAAGGAACCCGUUCCGGCACUUCUGGGUUUGGCACGGUGCGCAACCCGAAAUCGCGCAACCCGAAGUGUCUGUAACCCGAGGUAUGACUGUACAGUGGUACCUUGGGUUAAGUACUUAAUUCGUUCCGGAGGUCCGUUCUUAACCUGAAACGGUACUUAACCUGAAGCACCACUUUAGCUUAUGGGGCCUCCUGCUGCUGCCACACCGCUGGAGCAAGGUUUCUGUUCUUAUCCUGAAGCAAAGUUCUUAACCUGAAGCACUGUUUCUGGGUUAGCGGAGUCUGUAACCUGAAGCGUAUGUAACCUGAAGCAUAUGUAACCCGAGGUACCACUGUAUUGGAUUUGUGACCAUUAUGCUCAUUUGCCUUCAGUAGCAGUAAAGCUCUGCUGGAUGAAAUAUGAAUUGCCUCUGGUCUAUUUUGGGGGAAUCCUGCAACGUGUUUGUUACGGAAAAAUCUAGGUGUGAGGCUGCUCCGUCCCCCAGCUGGUCGGGCAGAGCCCGCGGGUCCCUGCGGAAGAAAGGAAGGAGUCCAGCCAACCGGAGCAAAUAGCUGUAGACCAAAGUUUAUUGCGCAAUAGGUUCAAAGAGGAAUUUUGAACCCUGAGGAUGGGGUGACAAGGACUUUUAAAACUUUCCCACCAUAUCCCAGAAUACAGUUCAUACAGCAUCAUUGCUGCAUCACUGACAUGUCACCAAAGGGGAGGGCUUAACCUUGGCAAAGAUGUCCAGACAAGUCCUUGGUACAAGAUUAGCAUAAGCAGACAUGGCAGAGCAAGACUCAGGUAUAAGAUGAGCAUAGACAAAUAUGUCUUAAAUAUCCAUCACCCAAAAGUACAAUAGAAGUUCCUUUGCGUGUCUGGAGCCUGAGGCGAGUCAGGUGAUGAGAUCUGGCUUCCUUUGGCUAACAAUGAGCCCAGCAAUUGUCACCUCUGGGAACUUCCUGGAGUCCCUUUUCAAGGGGAAAAUAGCACUGGAAUGGAGGGAACUGGGAAAGGAGAUGAUUUUAUAUUAUUUUUAAAGCUAGGUAACUUUCCUGAACUGUCAAGUUGGAAGGAUACAUUCAGGCAUAAUAUUUGUAACAUUUAACUUUAAAGAUGUGCCCCCCCCGUAAUUGUAAUAAUAAUAAUAAUAAUAAUAAUAAUAAUAACAACAACUUUUUAUUUAUACCCCGCCCUCCCCAGCCAAGGCCAGGCUCAGGGCAGCUAACAAGCAAUAAUAAAAACAAGUUGAAUGAUUACAACUUAAAACAAAAUUAAAAUACAACAUUAAAAUAUUGAAACAUUAAAAUAUUAAAAUACCUCAUUAAAAUGCCUCAUCGCAGGAGGAGAAGGAAAAGUGUAACAGUGUUUAAGUUGUUACUCUGCUAACUAUCCAUUGGAAUCUGCUCUGAAUCAAUACUGAGUAGAAUUUCAGUGACAGUUAGACAGUGGAACUCUCUGCCACAGGAGGCAGAAAGGCACACCAACCUGUAAAGGAAGAUUAGACAAAUUAAUGGAGGAGAGGGCUAUCAGUGGAGGGGAGAGGGCUGCCAGCCACCAUGAGUCUGCUCUGUCUCCACCGUUGGAAGCAGCUGAACACCCGUUGCUGAAAACCACCAGAGGGGAGAGUUGCUCUGGUGCCCAGAUCCUGCUUGCAGGUUCCUGCAGGAUACUGGGCUAGAUGGGCCGUUGGCCUGAUCCUGAUUCUUAUGCCCCCCUCUCUCUGAUGGGCACCCUUUGACUCCCCCAGAAUAUUGUUCUACUACAACUUCCAUCAUCCCUGUUAACGGAGAAAUCUGAGGGCUCCCUUGGACGAAAAACCAGGACACCAGCCAGGAAGACCAGAACAAAAGAGCAGCCAGUCGGCUUGGUCUUGAUUGAAGACUGGACAGGACUCCCACCUGCCACCAGGUGGAACAAGAUGGAAGCCCCAAACAAAAGAGCCCCCAAACUUUUAUUAGCUGCUAAUCCCCAUGUCAUGCCCCCCAAACUACAUCACUCAUACAUCAUGGUUACAUCAUGAAAGGGGGGGUCUGGUGGCCGUAAUCUGAGCAUCCUGGACCCUGCCCCAUGGUUCCCCUUGCCCUCCACCAAACACCCAGUAAGUGUCACAAAGGAGAUCUUUACAUUUCCCUCUUUCCCAGCCACGUUAAUCCCACCCUUUGGUCUUCAUCUGGGUGUGUUAUUUCUGGACUGGCUACCUGUCUGGCACUCAGGUAUCAGGAGGCCAGGGAUUAUCACUCAGGCAGAGGGGCUGCUGAGGAGCUGAGCUCACAGGUCUAGAUGAAUUUCUGAAGUUUUCCCAGUGAGCCAGUGCAUAAAUACAUUGAUCAGUGAAUUCUUACAUUUGGUAUCGUGCAGCAAAGGCCCUUUGAAUGGAUAGCAAGAAACUGUGAUGAAGUGUUUUGUGGGGACAAAUCAGAAAAGUCACAAAAGUGAUGGUGCUGAUUUUGGUAGUGGGCUGCAUGUGCAUGAGAUCUGCUGGAGGGGCACCCCCCCACACACAACCUGUACAUAAAUUCCUGCAACACCCCUAAGAGGUGAGGGUGGAGAAAUUGGGGUCACUUUGCAUUAUCACUUGAAGCUGUUUAGCCCAGGAGCUGAGGUCUGGCGCAAUUCAAGUUACAAAUCACAGCCCGGGCUGCACCUCCAGAUGAGCUGAUAUGCAGACAAGCUAAAGAGAGACCAUCAAUGGCCAGAAAUAUUUCUGAGAUUUCCACAUCUCAUCAAAAUAAUAAUACUAACAAUCCUAUCCUGUUGGAGCAUCUGGAAUCCAAACUACGCAGCAAAUAUUUGAAAUAAUCAAGCUUGCCAAAUUAACAUUAUUAUUUCCCCUUUUUGGAGAAUAGCGCAUUUGUCAGCUGGGCUGAGACGAUGGCGUCAUUUCUGAAGUGCGCCGGAGCAAAUGUUCCCUCUCCAGAACCCUUUUAGCCGUUCCCCUGCAUUAUUCAUUGUAAUUCAUUAUUUGGUAUUCAUCCAUUCUUUUUGAAGUCAUUUAAGUCAUUAUUUGCCUAACCCCUGGAACACGGGGAGGCUGUUGGAGAGAGAAAGCAAAAAGGUAAUUAUAUCUGCCAUGCCAAGCAAGCAUGUAUGUGCCGUCUGGGGGCUUCUGCGAGCUUUAUUUGAAUUUAUUCAUUUCAUUUAGAACCAGCUCAUUCUGAAAGCCAUAGGUGGCCACAUCUCCCUGGGAAAGUAUUUACGGGUUGGGAUGUGGGUACCUGGAUGAAGUGCCUUUUCGCACACGUCCUCUGAGCUGAAUUCUCCGGGGGGGGGGGGGGCUUUUCCUGAUUGCCAUCCCUCUACCCUCUGAAGUUCAAUGGGCAAUUGGGUGGGAGAUAACACUGAGAUGGUCCUUUUGGGGGUGUUGUGCUCCCCCACCCCACCCCCAAAUAAUAUAUAAUAAUAAUAAUAGAUUACUUAUACCCUGCCCACUCUGUAGGGUUUCCAACAAGAGAUUAAAAAUACAUUAAAACCUCUGUCAUUAAAAACUUCCCUAAAAAGGGCUGCCUUCAGCCCUAUCUGCCUUCUAAACGUCAGAUAGUUGCUUAUUUCCUUGACAUCUGGUGGGAGGGCGUUCCACAGGGCGGGCGCCACCACCGAGAAGGCCCUCUGCCUGGUUCCCUGUAACUUGGCUUCUCGCAGGGAGGGAACUGCCAGAAGGCCCUCGGAGCUGGACCUCAGUGUCCGGGCUGGACGAUGGGGAUGGAGACGCUCCUUCAGGUAUACUGGGCCUUUGAGGCCGUUUAGGGCUUUCAAGGUCAGCACCAACACUUUGAAUUGUGCUCGGAAACGUACUGGGAGCCAAUGUAGGUCUUUCAGGACCGGUGUUACGUGGUCUCGGUGGCCACUCCCAGUCCCCAGUCUAGCUGCUGCAUUCUGGAUUAAUUGUUGUUUCCGGGUCACCUUGAAAGGUGCCCAACCCACUAAGGAGGAUAAUAACGCAAUACAGUGGUACCUCAGGUUGCAGACGUUUCAGGUUACAGACUCUGCUAACCCAGAAAUAGUACCUUGGGUUAAGAACUUUGCUUCAGGAAGAGAACAGAAAUCGUGCUCCGGCGGCACGGCAGCAGCAGGAGGCCCCAUUAGCUAAAGUGGUGCUUCAGGUUAAGAACAGUUUCAGGUUAAGAACGGACCUCCGGAACGAAUUAAGUACUUAACCUGAGGUACCACUGUACAAAACAGUGACGAUUAAUUGCACAUUUCCCCCCAAAGCCAAUUAAUUCAGCAAAAUGGAUGAAUCUGAUCCGGUGACACAGGUGUUUCCAAGUCUGAUAUUCCUUUGCGCCUCCACCUGCUCCUUCUGUUGUGGCUUCUCCAUCUAGUCCAGCCUCCUCUUCUCACAGUGGUCAGCCAGAUGCCUGUGCGAAACCCACAAGCGGGAUCUGAGUGCGAGAGCAACUCUCUCCCCUCCUGUGGUUCCCAGCCACUGCCACUCAGAACCAUCGCAGAGCCAUCGUGUCUGGCAGCCCUUGAGAGCCCUCUCCUCCUCCCUGAAUUCGUCCCAUCCUCUUUGAAAUAUACUCAGAGUCGAGAGCGGAUUUCAUGCUCUUUAGUGGUGAGGAGGAAUGGAAGCUCCCCCAGAAUGUCUGCUUUAUAUACGUAAUUUACACAAUGGGCCCCAUGCGAUUGGCUAAUUCCGGGAUUCUCCUGUAGGCCAAUCAGGUUGCGGAUUCACUUCCACCUGGAGCUGGAUUGGGUGGCUCCUGCGGACCAAUCAGACAGCUGCAUUCUGGAUCCUAUUGUGCCUUUUGGAUCCUAUUCAACUCAGUACAUAACACUCUUUUAAAGCCAUCCAGGUCAGUGGCCAUCCCUGGCGCCAUUUAAUCGGGAACAUCUCCCCCUUUUUUUUCUUUGCAGGACUUUUCGCGGCUGGCCUGUUCUUCUCCCACGUUGCCAGAGCUGUUUUGGCACCUGCCCUCAUCACUCUCUUCAUGCGCCUGUGAAUAGCCAGUGGCUCUGCAGCUGCUUCCUGAGCGAAGUGUGGAAAUCCAGCCGCCUCCUGCCGUUUUCCAGUGCUCCCACUUCUCGUCCGCCCCUUGCUCUGGUUCCCCUUUGCAGUCAAACCUCGGUUGUCAAAGGUAAUCCACUCCAGAAGGCCAUUCGACUUCCGAUUGGUCGCAGGAACUUCUUACACUCAAGUGGAAGCUGCGCCGGACGUUCAGGUUCCGAAAAAUGUUCGUAAACCAGAGCAUUUACUUUCCGGUCUUCGGCGUUCGGGAGCCGAAGCGUCCGAAAAUGGAGCCGUUCGAGAACCGAGGUUUGACUAUAUUAGAAAAUGAGAGAGAGAAGUCUGAAUUAACAUUUGCUAAUUAUUCCCCGUGAUCCAGCUGGUUCCUCCCACCAUUCCUCUGCACGCAACCAGUCCCUGGCAGGGAGGCACACCUCAGGAUCUGCCGAGAUUCCUGCACUGAAGGUCACUAGAUGACCCCUGGGUUCCCUUCCAGCUCUGCAAUUCUGUGAUUCACACAUGCUUCGGUGUUCCCAGGCAUCACGUUCCUAUUUCCCAGUGCUGAUCCUCCAAAACCACUGCCUCGAUUUUGUCCCUAAUCAAAGACCUCAGUAUAAGGAUGAUUCCUAUGUUCCUAUUUAAAUCAUCCCUUUAUUUAAAAUUCAGCCAAAUUUAAAAUGCUGUAUAAUUUGGAAUCAAUGUGAUAAUGUGAUGUGAUUGGCCUGUUAAUAAAAAUUAUUUAAAAAAAAAAUCAUCCCUUUAUGGUGAACCAUGAGGACUAGCGUCUUAUUUUUAGAGCAAAGGCUGUAGCUCAGCGGUACAACAAGCUGAAGGCUCCAUGUUAGACCCCAUCAGCAUCUCCAGCUAGGGCUGGUCUGGAACCCCAGAAAGCCAUUGCUGGUCAGGGUGGACCAACCUUCCCCAACCUGGUGCCCUCAGACUGGUGCUAAACUGCAGGCUGCUGGGAUUCUUCCUCAGGGUUCAAUCCCACGGGGUGGGGGGGCAAAGGUUGGCAGGCCCGGGUGGAAAAGAUCAGUCCAUUCCACUGUUGUAAAUAAAAUCUGCCCUUUUCCCUUAUAGAGUCCUUACGUGGGUUCCCUAUUGGCAGGAGAAAAUAACAGGCCAAGCAGAGAAUAUUGAGAAGCAAAGCAGCUAGUAAGCCUGAUCUUUAAUGAACUGUUGCAACAGGAUGCCUCCCUCACACGCAGGAAAGGAGGAGGACCCUGAACAAAGGUGUGCCCGCCCUUGUAUAGACAUUUUAAAUUGCCCGCCUUGGAGUCCAAGACCACCCCCAGACACAUCAUACCUACAUCACAGAAAAGGCGGUCUAAAACAGAAAUUUGAAUGUUGUUUACCUCCUGUCUGGCAAGUUACCUGUUAAUGCUCACUUGAUUGGAUACCCUGGGAAGCCUGGCCAGUCUUUUGUAAUGACAAAUACUUAGUUCCUGAGCCAGGUCACAGCUCACACCCUAUUCAUAUCUUAAAUGUGCCCUUAAGACAGGAUUUGUGAAGGAAAAAACAAUGGGGAGGCUUUUUCCAUUUUCCUUUGACCUUGCAGAGAAAACAUUUGGUCAGUUUGGGACAGUUUGGGAAUAAAAAAUGGUUCCAGGUUGGUCUUCCUGUGCUGAUCUAUGUACGUGCUUGGUACACUUAUGAACAUUGAACAUAUCUCUAAGACCUCAGAAUUCCUAUCACAGGUCCAAGGGUUGGCAGGCUGGGCAUCCUACGAGGACCCACAUCCCUGCAGUUGGCAUGGGUGGAAACAAUCAGUCCAUUCCACUCUUCUCAGUGUCUUCAGUCUUAAAUUCAGUUCUCUGCUUUCCUUGCAGCAAUUUGCCAUUUUAUUUUAUUUCUUCAAAAUCCUCAUGGAAAUUGGCCUGCCUUUUAAUGUUAAUUCUUCCUUAAUGGAGGGUGUAUUAAACUAAAAUACCUGGGUUGGGGGUGGAGGAUACCCAACCCCCCCCCCAGGCAUUCUUGCAUGUUAUUUCCCUGCUACAAUAUGUUAACAUGAAAUAACCCUUUCCCUUAAUAGAUGCUUCUUCUGUGGGUGUUUUUUUUGGAGGGGGUGUAAAAUAUUCUUCAGUUGGAGAACUUCAUUGCAAAAUUCAGAUCAGUUUGGGUUUCGAAAGAUGGGUGUGUUUUGGUUCUUGCACAAUUUCAGAGUGUGCUAAUUUCACCAAUUUGACUUUUCCUUGCUGCUUCUCUGUCCAGCAAGCAAGUGGGGGCAGCAAGAAUAAGGAAAACAAGGAGGGGCCGCAAAUAGCAUCGGGGGGGGGGAGGUAGGAUCACCAAAAGCCCUGCAAAUCCCUGGCGCUGGCCCUAUACAGCCCAUUUGGCAGUUUCCUGGCAGGUCGCCAUCUUUGCAUGCGGAAGGUUCCAGGUUCGAUCCCCGGCGACAUCUCAAACCUCAGAGAGCCGCCGCUGGCCAGCACAGUCCAGACUUCCCCAACGUGGUGCCCCUAGGAUGCUCCUCAACUCCGCAGAUCCCGUCAGCCCCAGCCAGCUCAGCCGACAGCAGAGGGCGAUGGAGAUGGUAGCCAGAAACAUCUGGAUGGAACAAGAAUCUGGAAUCCUUUCGUUGCGACGCCUGCAUCGCGGGGGGUUGGGCUAGAUGACCUUUGGGGAGUCCCUUCCAGCUCUAAGAUUCUGAGAUGUGGCGAGGGAGCUUGAGGGGCACCUCUUCUUAGGUUUCCCUAAGGGAUUUCAUCCACAACCCAGCAGUAUGUGAAUGUGGGGGGUGUUGCAGGAAUUUAUGUAUAGGUUGGGGGGGGUUGCCCCUCCAGCAGAUCUCAUGCACAUGCAGCCCACUACCAAAACCAGCACAAUCAUUUUUGUGAUUUGUCCCCACAAAACACUUCAUCACAGUUUCUUCCUAUCUAUUCAAAGGGCCUUUGCUGCAUGAUACCAAAUGUGAUAAUUCACUGAUCAAUGUAUUUAUGCACUGGCUCACUGGGAAAAUUUCAGAAAUCCGUAUAGACAUGUGAGCUCAGCUACUCAGCAGCCCCUCUGCCUGAGUGAUAAUCCCUGGCCUCCUGAUACCUGAGUGCCAGACAGGUAGCCAUUCCAUAAAUAACAAACCCAGAUGAAGACAAAAGGGUGGGAUGAACUGGGCUGGGAAACAGGGAAAUGUAAAGAUCUCUUUUCUUACACUUGAUGGGUGUUUGGUGGAGGGCAAGGGGAACCAAGGGGCAGGGUCCAGGAUGCUCAGAUUACGGCCACCAGACCUCCCCUUUCAUGAUGUAACUGUGAUGUAUUACUGAUGUAGUUUGGGGGGGUGUAACAUGGGGAUUAGCAGCUAAUAAAAGUUUGGGUUCUCUGUUGUUGGGGGCUUCCAUCUUGUUCCACCUUGUGGCAGGUGGGAGUCCUGUCCAGUCUUCAAUAAAGACCAAGCCUACUGGCUGCUCUGGU